Molecule: messenger RNA, 1370 nt
Organism: Mauremys reevesii (Reeves's turtle)
Lineage: Eukaryota; Metazoa; Chordata; Testudines; Geoemydidae
Product: phospholipase A2 inhibitor subunit gamma B-like
Exons: 7
Coding region: 550-1209 (219 amino acids)
Cellular component (GO): extracellular region
Molecular function (GO): phospholipase inhibitor activity
Source: RefSeq, a predicted model, not a curated record
UGCAGAGCUGUGUCCACCAGGAAAUGCGCUGGGGGGAUGGGGUGUACCUAGGCCCUGCUCUGUCCCUCCCCUGUUACCCAGCACAGCUGGGUCCCUGGGGACGAGGCCCUGCCUGGCUUCCUCAGCCAGACGCUGCUGUCACUUUCCCUGCGCGCUGGUCCAGGGAAGGGGAAGGGCCGGACUGCAGGGCGGGGCCCGGGGGAAGUUGUUUUGAUCCAGCCACAGAGCAGAGCAGAGGGAAGGGAAGAAGGAGGCACACGAAGAGGGGAGCUGGCCAGAAGAGGGGGAGCCAGGAGCCCCAAAAAGGCGAGACAGCAGCUGAGACACUGAGGGCGAGGGACGGGUGAGCUGCGUGUGCCCACGGCUUGCUGCCCCGUCCCGCAGACCAUCAGCCCCCCUGAGAGCAGCCCAGCCGGGGGGAAGAAUUAGCCAUCGACUUCACCCCGGGCAAACUUCACUCUGACUGUUCGCUCAUUCGUGAUUAAUCCCCCUGCUGGAGAAUUGGCUGCAUCAUAAACCCCAGCGCCAAUCUACUGCUUCCCCAUCACCAUGGAGGCUUCUCUUGCCGCCUGCAUCCUCGCUGCUCUCCUGGCUUCGGGGUCCUGUCUGCAGUGUGAGGUUUGCACUGAACUAGGAACCAGCUGCUCGGGCACCGUACAGACCUGCUCCGCUGGGCUUGACUCUUGUGGCAUCACUCUGAUUGAACAAACAUUGGUGGGAAUGAAGCAACAGGUCAUUGUCAAGGCCUGUAUUUCAUCAGACCGUUGUAACCUUGGACCCCUCACUAUGAAUUUCGGGAAUGGAGUGACAAUGAAGCAGGGCAUCGCCUGCUGUGUGGGAGACGCCUGCAGAACCACCACUGUUACCGUGCCCCCGGCUGACCCCAAACCCAACGGCCGGCGCUGCCCAGCCUGCGUCGCUGUCCUCUCUGCUCAGUGCAAUGAAGGGAUCAUAGAUUGUACCGGAGCUGAGACCCGAUGCAUUGAGAUUGCUGGGACUACAACCAUAGGUGGAACAACCACAUCGAUGACCAUGAAGGGCUGCGCUAGUGAGGAUCUCUGUGCAAAUACAACAGAGGCUUCGGAGUCCUUUGCAGGGAUCAGUACGGAUCUAACUUUCAAAUGCAAAGCAUCGGGCACAGCACGGGGCCCAGUUGGGCUCCUCAUCCCAGCCCUCGCUGGGCUCCUUCUCAUGCAGCUCCUCUCCUGAUCCCCCACCCGUGCAAUGGCCACACUACACUCAAUAACACCCUUUCUGCCUAUGUCUACCCCUCUCUGCAGCCACUGUCCCCUUCCAGGGGCUCUGGGCUCCCAGCCGGAUUCGCUUCCCCUUUAUUUUGUUGCACUGAAUAAAACAAACCAGAGACCAAA